UCACAGCGGGGGCUCGGAGGGGCCUGGCUGGCGCCGAGGGGCCGGAUCCCGGGAGCCGCCGCCGUGGUCGCCAUGGUCCGAGCCCGCAGCCCCGGCCGGCAGCCCCGCGGCCCCCCGGAUGCCCCGGAGCGCCCGGCCCGCUGGAGCCUGGUCCUGCUCGGGGCGCUCUUCGCCGCCAUCGCCGCCAUCGCCGCCGCCGCCGCCGCCCGGGGAUACGCGAGCUACCGGGAGGCCCAGGCCGCGGCGCGGAGGGAGGCAGCAUUAAAGUCCCUGGGGACAGAAGGCCUGUUCCUCUUCUCCUCUCUGGAUUUAGACAAAGACCUGUCCAUCAGCCCAGAAGAGUUCAAGCCCAUUGCUGAGAAAUUCACAGGGUCGAUGCCUGUCACUGACUCUGAGGAAGAAGAGAAGCCCCCACUUGAUUCCAGUGAGAUGCUGUACGUAGAAGAGAGCCUGUUUCCAGAGGAGAAGCUGUCCGUAGUGGCCCGAUUCCAGCCCCUGCUCCUGGAGACCAUGACAAAGAGCAAAGAUGGUUUUCUGGGGGUUUCUCAUCUUGCUCUGUCUGGGCUUCGAGAAUGGAAGACCCCUGCCUCACAGCUCAUGGAGUUCUCUGCUCGCCAGUUCAAGCCUUUCCUGCCCCCCAAGGGCAACAUGGAGCUGGGAGAGCCCUGGUGGGUUAUCCCCAGUGAGUUAAGCAUCUUCACUGGAUACCUCUCUAACAACCGCUUCUACCCACCUCCUCCCAAAGGCAGAGAGGUCGUCAUCCACAGGCUGCUGAGCAUGUUCCACCCAAGGCCCUUUGUGAAGACCCGCUUUGGGCCCCAGGGCGCAGUGGCCUGCCUCAUGGCCAUCAGCGACUCCUAUUACACGGUGGCUUUCAGGAUCCAUGCUGAGUUCCAACUCAACGAGCCACCCCACUUUCCCUUCUGGUUCUCUCCAGGACAGUUCACUGGGCACAUCAUCCUCACCAAAGAUGCCACCCACGUCCGUGAAUUCAAGCUCUUUGUGCCUAACCACAGGUCUCUGAAUGUGGACAUGGAGUGGUUGUAUGGAGCUAAUGAGAAGAGCAGCAUGGAAGUCGACAUUGGUUACCUCCCUCAGAUGGAGCUCGAAUCCCAGGGCCCCUCGGUGCCAUCUGUGAUCCAGGAUGAGAAUGGCAAUGUGAUUGACAGCCGCCUGCCUUCUGGGGAGCCCAUCCAGUUUGUGUUUGAGGAUAUUGUGUGGCAGCGGGAGCUCAGCUGGGAGGAGGCAGCCCAGCAGCUGGAGCUUGCCAUGUACCCAUUCAAGAAGGUCACCUACCUGCCGUUCACUGAAGCAUUUGACCGAGCCAAGGCUGAAAACAAACUGGUGCACUCCAUCCUGCUCUGGGGGGCCCUAGAUGACCAGUCCUGCUGAGGUUCAGGGCGGACUCUCCGGGAGACAGUCCUGGAAAGUUCGCCCAUCCUCACCCUCCUCAACGACAACUUCAUCAGCAGCUGGUCCCUCGUGAAGGAGCUGGAGGAGCUUCAGAACAACCAAGAAAAUGAAUUCCACAAGGAGCUGGCCAACCUGCACCUGGAGAAGUACAGCUUCCCCGUGGAGAUGAUGAUCUGCUUACCCAAUGGGACAGUGGUGCAUCAUAUUAAUGCCAAUUACUUCCUGGACAUCACUUCCUUGAAGCCAGAAGAUAUUGAGACUGGUGUCUUCAGCUUCUCAUCAACCUUUGAAGACCCAUCCACAACGACCUAUGCACGAUUCCUGAAGGAGGGACUUCGCCGAGCCCAGCCCUUCCUUCAGCCCUAGGACCCCAGCCAAAAGGGCACAGUGCUAGAUGAACUUUCUUUUUCUAAGCUGGCUUCUUUCAGUCCCCAGGUGUGACUGAAAUUCCCCAUCAGCUACAAGGACGGAGUUGAACCUAAAGCCAGAGUGCUCCUUCACACAUUUCAGUCCCACAGAACUGUUUCCACAAGAUGCAGCAACUGGCCUUGGCCUCUCUGGAAACCCCAGUGGUGGUGUAGGGCUCCCUAUUUCAGGUUCCAUUUCUUCAUGUUUCCUCCAGCUGCUCCUGCUUUGAGCCCUAAAUAUUAAUUUAGAAAAGAAAUAGGAUUGGCAUCUAGAGUUUCCUGUGGGGAAAGACCCAUUCUGGUGGCCCUGGCACCUGAGGACUUGGCAGCCCUGGGACCCUUCCUUUUGUUCUCCAUUAGGGCUGUCCUAUUGCCUCUCGUUUUUCAAAAGCAAGCAAAGCAUCAAGAGAAGAAUCCUGUGCAUUUGGGCUGAGGAGCAUCGGGGAAGGAGAGCUGGGCUUCGGUCUGGAAGGCACCAAGCUGCGUGCCUGUUGGCAGCUGCCUCACCCUCCGUUGUCCUUCCUGAACAGCCUUUCUGCUCCCCUGAAGUCUGCCGUGACUCAUUCUCUUUAUUCUCGUUUUCUCCAAGAUGCGGGGGAGUUGGCCCAGGCCAGACUGCCACCUGGUUCAGGUCAGAAGAGAAAGGGAGACUGAAGCUAGAUGCAGCCGUGUCACCAGAAAGCCCCUAAGGGGCCACACUGUCUGGUCUCUGUUUUUCAGUGAGAAACCAGGUUUGGGUAGAGACCAGGGGCACCCUUGAAGAAGAUAAGUCAUGAGAGGACCAAUGUAGAAGCAGUGCAAGACCUGAGUGGCCAGACCUCAUGCCUGCCACCCUCCUCGGGGGCCUCAAGGACAGAGUGCCUGUCCUCCCCACAUGCCGUUGGGUGUCCUUUGCUUGUUUUCUGGCCCCUUGAGUGACUGUCCAGCAGCAUGGUAGCCCCACAACCCCGCAGGCCAAGUGCCUGUUGGUAAAGCAAGGAGACCUGGCUCUUAAGAGUUGAGCCAAGCACUGCGGCGCUGGCCUUGAGAAGUGGAAAUCAGGACGCUUCCCCUCCCAUUCAGUUCAGUCCUUGGGUGCUCACCUGAGUGCAACCUUGACUGCACAGUAUGGUAAAGGGAAGAGUCUAGAUGUGGAGGCCAAAGAGCUGGCUUCAAAUCCUGGAUCUCCUCAUCCACAUGAGUCACAAUCAGGAUUUCAGAGCAGGAAGGGACCUCGUUGGCCUCCUGGGUCCACCCAUCCUCAAAAAAGAGCCCCCACUGUACCCAACCAGUGUCAUCCAGCCCCUCGUGAGGAGGAAACCCAUUACCUGCACGUUCCACCCUUGAUAGUCAGGGAGUUUUUCCUCAUGUCAAGCCUAGUUCAUGUCUGCUUCUUUGCAGUUUCUACCUGUUGCUCCUGAUUCUGCCUCGUGGGGCCAGGCAGGAUAAGUCUGAUCCCUCUGACAGCUGACAGCCCUUCAGGUGCUUACUGUGCGCUUACUGAGCAUCAACAAGCCCCCCUUGCCCCUCCAGGCCUGCUUGAACAAUGAGGAGGUCGGAUCAGAUGAUCUGAGCAGUUUCUUACCAUUUUAACUGAUCCAGUCUCACUAGACACCACCUCUCUAGCAAACUGAAUGAAGCUACUUGUUCUGUGUGGCUAACUAGACUCUCAACACCCUCUCAACCCUAGCCGGAGGGCCCCUCUCCCAGCAGAAGGAUUUUUGCAAGUGAUCCCAGUGGGACUUGGUUUUGGUUUGGUUUUUUUUUUUGGCUUUUUGUUGAGGCAAUUGGGGUUAAGUAACUUACCCAGGGUCACACA
Molecule: messenger RNA, 3618 nt
Organism: Phascolarctos cinereus (koala)
Lineage: Eukaryota; Metazoa; Chordata; Mammalia; Diprotodontia; Phascolarctidae
Product: selenoprotein N-like
Biological process (GO): calcium ion homeostasis; skeletal muscle fiber development
Cellular component (GO): endoplasmic reticulum membrane
Molecular function (GO): calcium ion binding
Source: RefSeq, a predicted model, not a curated record